Messenger RNA from Protomyces lactucae-debilis, 2622 nucleotides. RefSeq lists its product as uncharacterized. The transcript is spliced from 2 exons. The record is from RefSeq and is a predicted model, not a curated record. Lineage: Eukaryota; Fungi; Ascomycota; Taphrinomycetes; Taphrinales; Protomycetaceae. Bases 68 to 2578 code for a protein of 836 amino acids.
CUUCUCGACAGCAACUCAUCAAGACCCCAACAGACCAACCCACAGAUACCUUCCUGCUAUCCUAGCUAUGCCGACCUACAGCGGCGCAGAUAGGCAGGAGCCUCACUCUGUCCGCAGAGAUGAAGAAGAAUACGACUUUGCCUGCUUCACAAGCGAUGAAGAGGAAGCAACGUCACCGCCACAGCAUGCCAAGGUACAGCUAGAAACAGUCCCAGACGAGUCAGAGAUUCCUCAACGCGCUUCUCCACCACACACCUCUGUUUCUGAAGCGAUUCAACCAACUUCAAAUGUUGCGCCGUCGAGUGCGGGUCCGGCGCAUUCUCAUGGGCACCCAAAUCGAAGUUAUGCGCUCAUUACGCAAGAUGAACUCGAUAGCUUCGUUCUCGAUCGCGAACCAAGCCUGCCUCCGCGACCUGUUCGGCCAUCCUCUUCUUCUUCGUCCACAGAAUCCAUCAGCCUUGUGGAUGAUGUGUUUAGCGCCUUUGACAGUGUUCGCCAAGCCGUCCAUGCCGAUGUCCUUCCGCUAUUCGCACAAUUUAGUCGAGCACUGAAUAUGCACGACUUGGACCAUGUUGCUGUACAAUCUGCUGAACGUAUGCGACAAACACUCUCAGCACACCGGCGACGCGUUCAAGAAUGUGCGCGCGAUGUCGAAAUGAGUGCGAAGCAACAAGCUCAACAGCUCUCGAGGGAUGUCGAAGCGUUUGCACAGCGAACGGCACGGGAUGUGACGGAGCAAAUGAAUAAGUUGCAGAGUGAGAUUGAGCGAGCUGCUGCAGGAUUGCCCAGAGAGCCGCAAGAGGAGGAGGUAUUGUUUGAGGUGCCUGAAUCACCGAUCACUGAGACUGUCGCCGUUGACGCUACGAAGACUGCUGAGUCUGUACCGAGUCUCUCUGUGCCAACGACGGCUGAUGAGACCAAUAUCCAGUGGGAGACAAGUGAAGUGACGGGUAUCAAGAUGGCGAGAGACAGCGAAGUCAUGGCCACAGUAGUCACAGCUUCUGGCCACUCGUUGGAUGUGCCAGUACAGGAACUAUGGACUGCUGCACCAUCUCUCAUCUCCAAAUUUGAAAAGAAUGUCAAUCAGAAGCUUGAAAGCCUGCAGCCUCUUGAAUCCGAGACAAUCAGUAAGACAGAUGAAGCAACCUCUGAGCCUGAUGCAAUAGCAUCUACUGCACAAGUAGCUCAUCUACAGCUCUCUACUCUCUCGAAAGAAGCGAGCAAGUACUUCAACUCUAACUCACCCGAACCCACCAACAAAAUCGCCGAUCUGAGUCCCGAGGAAGCGCGCAUUGCUGCGCUUUCCGGCUUAUCUGAAAGUACUCGAGAAAGUACACGAAAGGAGGCACAAAUGUAUCCACCCUGCUAUCGUGGCUAUGGACCUGAUACGUCUACUGGCAAGUAUGCAUUUGAGUCGGAUAAAUGGACCGAGGCGGUCAAGGGCGAUGCGCCCAAAAGCCAGCUUGCAUACAAUGGUUCGGAUUUACAGAUGAAGAACUCUAGUUCGUUCGUCGUUUUUAUGCACCCUUCUCUGGGAAAGCAGCUACGCCAGAUUCGUAUGGUUCCGACAAGUCCUCCGCCUGCUUUCGCAACUGAUGAUUCGCCAGCAGCUUCAGUCCCGCCUCUUACGCAGUCUUUCGGUACCACAUCCGAAAGUCCCCCGGUGACCUCAAGCGACACGGACUUUUCAUUUCCCUUUUCAGGCAAGCCGGUAGCGAUUGAGACCCCUCAGUCUGAAGAAGAGAGCGCACGGCCGUUUUUCAGGGAGUCUGGCAAAGAGAAUACUCAAAGUUCAGAUUCGUUCAUCUUGCAGCCUGCUGUCGCAGUUCCAAAGACUUUUGCUUCCAAGGAGGCCGCUGGAGACGAUACGGACGUCUCGUUUCACUUUCAAGGCAAUCCGGUAGCAAUUGAGACGCCUCAAUCCGAAGAAGAGAGCGCACGGCCGUUCUUCAGGGAGUCUAGCAAAGAAAAUACUCAAAGUUCAGGUUCAUUCAUCUUCAAGCCUGCUGUCGCAACUCCAGAGAAAGUGGUCUCCAAGGAAGCCGCUGUCCAGCGCGAUAGUCCGUCGUCCUUCUGGACAAGCCCAUGCAGAACAGAUGGACCAUUCGCUCAGCAACAUGCUGAUUCUCAAACGGCACCACGCUGGAUAAUCCCCAGAUCUCCAGUGCCUAGCCCACUUGCUCCGAGUACAUCAGCAUUGCCGAGUCAGCGCUCCUUCACAGCCGCAUCUCAGUCUCCAUUGUCGAAUGCUCCGAUACACGAGGAAAGGAAGCGCUUCUUUCACACAUCUCCCACUACCUCUCCAGCGAAGACGGUGCCUUCGCCGUUCUGCUUCGCCGCGAGUCCGGCCAAAAGCACGACCACUCAAGGAGGCGAACCUUCAGAAGGCCGAAAGGAGCAGUCGUUCUAUCCGCCACUUUCUGCAUUUGCAACAAACCAUCAGCGACGCGUACAGUCCUGUGCAGUGAGGCUGUUGAGGGAGCAAGUGCUUCCUGCGUACGAAUCAGACCGGGCUCUUGCUUUGGCGGAGGCUGCUGAUGGAAAAUACGAAGAAGCUCUUCUGCUCAUGACGCACUGAUCGGUCAUCUAUCCAGCGAUUGUUGAGCUUUGUGGCGACCUUUA